GGGGAGGAUAUCCUCCAAGCGAGGUUACUGUUUACUUCCCAUUCUCGUUCGAGGAUAUCUCCACCCAAGUCACCUAGAACUAUCUAUCAUAUGAGCAAGCGAUCAGAUAUCCAUAUGAAAUUACUAUUCUCCGGUCUCCUAGGAUCGCAAGAUUGUUUGGCGACUCGAUUCUCGAGUCAGGUGACGACGUUCCCGACAAGGUUCCCUCGAAACGUUGAAACGCUCGUAGCCUAUGAUACAAACUGGAGUAUCUAGCACCAAACUUUGAUAUUGUCUUGGCUGGGCUAUGAGUUAUUAAUUCUUCUAGUGAAUGACGUACAGCCGCAAACAACCCCAGAGAAUUUGCGGAUGCUAAAGACCAAAGUUCGCCACACGCGAAAUCGUCAAAAUCGAUCCUUGGAAUCGUUCUGCCUCAACAACCAUACUUCAGAUCAAGAGAGAAGAAUAGGAAUAGCUAGUCUAGCUUAAUCACGUGAGGUUGGUUGAAUUAAUCUCUAGCAUAGAAUGAGCCUCAUCCACACUCUUCCUCGCGUAGAUCUUCCAUACCUCACGAUUACGAUGACCGGCCAUUCCCACGAUGUGGAGAUCGAACUUUUCGACAACAGUUCCGAUGAUGGAGACAGUCCCCGACAUACACCAAACUCACCAACUUGUAUAGAGGAAAGCCGAUCUCCAAGCCAAGAUCUAUCAGAGGACUUCAGAAGCUGUGUUGAGGCACUUACGCCUCGACAAUCGGUGGAGGAAGACAUUGUCCACGACAGGCCAGAAACUUCUUCGGCCGAGCAUGGGAGAGAGGUCGAAUCAUGUCCUACUUUGUCGAGUUCAGCGAGAUCUUCUUUGUCCUCACAGGAAGGGAGUAGUGCGGCGACACUUCGGCCGACUCGGACGCUGUCACGAGAAGCAAAGAGAGAUUCGAAUGAAGAGGAGCAUUCGUCAGGGAAGCAUUCCUUAGGAAAUGUCCAUCGCAUCCAGCCCGAACCAUCGAUCAAGGUUUCCAUGGCUGAAGACUCGUCACCUGACAGUGCAAGCCCAAAACUAACGAAGAGCUUGGAACCCAUCUAUAUUGGAGGUCUUAAAGUCAUAAGAGAAGUUGACAGUGAUUCUGCAAGAUCACCAACAAUAGGCAGUCCGACCGUGCCAACUGCUGUGGCAGCAUCCAGAAAGCAGCAAUCGCAAGGUUCCAUUACUUUGCUUGACAGCUUUGGAAGGAGUGUCUGGGUCCAUCGUAAUGAUGAGGAAGAAAUGGAUGAAGUGCGUGUUGAUGAGGAUGGAAAUUAUUAUGUGUUUGGACAAGGAGGGUUCCGAGUCCGGCUGAAGGAGGGUCAGAUACAGUCUGACAACACUUCUCAGCCGUUCUGUAUCAGCAACGGACAGAAGAUCAACAUACGUAUGCGCGUACUCUCUUAUGCUCUUGUGCACGAUGCUAAUUCUCAUUCUGUAGAUAUCGUUCCAGACCUUCUGAGAACUUCUGCUCUGCAGGAUCCCAGACCAGAAAACGAUGGCACCAUAACCCCUCGGACAGAACCAAUCGUGAACAACAGAAGCGACCCUCUCCCCUCACCACUCCGAAAUGUCACAAGACCAGCAAACAUCAGAACAACAACUCAAAAGACUCGUCUCCAGCAUUCGAGAACUCCUUGGACGGACCUCUUUACCGGCGUGGCUGAGAAAUCGAAGAACGCCACCACGUACUUGACCAAGGGUGCGCGCUCAAAGAUGAGGAGGUCGCCUCCUCAACCUGCACAGCCAUCACGGACGCAACAACAAUCAACAUCACGAACUACAAGCCGGACGUCAUCUGCUAACAAGUCGGCAGUGGAGACAGGAAAUAGUAGGGAGACACGGGGGAGACGAGUGCCGUUCCUUGGACAAGUGCCGAGGAUUCCUCCGGUUGGGAAUAUUAAGAAGCGUGUUAUGUCCAGGAGACAUUAUUGAGAGACUUUUUUCCUGCCGGCAUAUUGUAAAUAGAGUUCAAUAUGAGCCGAUGCUGAACUAUGCACUCGGAAUGUCGGUUAUGAGGGAGUUCGUUGCCAAGGUGAUGUAUCAAUUUGAGGAUAAGAAAGCACCACGGUUUGCUCCGGCGAGAGAGAAACUUUUCAAUACGAAGCACGAGGAAGAUAGAGCUUGACUAGGAGCGAGAAUCUGUUGCCCGACUGCCUUUGGUGAUUCCUACAGGGUCGU
Molecule: messenger RNA, 2181 nt
Organism: Cadophora gregata
Lineage: Eukaryota; Fungi; Ascomycota; Leotiomycetes; Helotiales; Ploettnerulaceae
Exons: 2
Coding region: 505-1935 (476 amino acids)
Source: RefSeq, a predicted model, not a curated record